This is a messenger RNA of Daldinia vernicosa, 1586 nucleotides long. RefSeq lists its product as uncharacterized. The transcript has a single exon. NCBI's taxonomy places the organism in Eukaryota, Fungi, Ascomycota, Sordariomycetes, Xylariales, Hypoxylaceae. The coding region runs from base 261 to 1580 and encodes 439 amino acids. The record is from RefSeq and is a predicted model, not a curated record.
UUACCUCACCCGUCCUUUUACGCCAGAGCAUUUAAUAAGUAAUACGCAAAUGGUAUGGGCAACUAUACGCCAUCGUUAUCAUAUAAUAUCUUAACUUCUAUACCUCUAUUUUCUAAAUUUCCCUUAGUAUUUUAUAACCAUACUCGCCCUUAGCCUAAUCAUAUACACUCACACCUCUAUCUCUUUCGACAUUGCCGCCAAAGCUCUAUAUUAACAAAGCUAAACGGUUUAUUCACAAAUAUAAUAAUCCGAAGGACACUAUGGCGAAUUCCCUAGCGCAAUUGGGAGUCCAGUACAUGCCGUCGACCGGGGGCUGUAUGCUAGACUUGGCCGCCAUACCCUCCCACCUAUUCAACUCUUGCAGCGCUGUUCACAUCCGCAUUCCAGAAGCUCAGCACCACGUCGAAGUUAACUCGGAUAUGAUCUGCAUUAAGCCCAGCCAGCCGGCUCCGGGUCCGGGUGCUGCUAUCUAUCGUGAGCAGUACAUGUAUCCAAACGUGGUGGUACCAACAGAUCUUCCUCAUGCAUCGCCGAAGAACCACAAGCAACAGCCACCUUCAUUCAAUGCCCCAGAAACUCCUAUACACCACCCUGUACCAGAGCCAGACGAUAUUAAGCCCGCUAACCCUGAUACACCAAAUGAUUCUCAAAAGGACUCGGCGCCGAGUUUACGGACGUUUGCAAAGACGACACAUAGGUCUACUAUAACUAAUACGCAUACCGCUUCGCUAUCUCCUCAGGUUACGCAUGUCUUACAAUCACCGACUGUAACAACUACUUCAUGCACUACCCACCUCCACACCCCCGGGCCUUCCACAACAGCACCUGUAGUCCACGCCCCUAUGCCAUCGACACUAACCACACGGACCAUACUCCCAUCACCACCACCACCACCAUCACCAUCUCAAGACUCCCCCACACCCAGCUCCCAACCAGCCCGCCCCGCCGUCGUACCCCCACCAUUCCCCCUUCCGGAACCAGAACCACAACCGGAAGCGGGCCCGGACCCAACCCCGAUUCCGGAUCCGGAACUCGGCAGUGCCCCUCCUAACCCGGGGUACUGCGGCGAGACGUACUUCAAAAUGGAAUUCUCACACAUCGAAACCCUCGACCCGCACGACCUCGACACAUACCUCAACCUCCUCGGCGUCGGCGAUCUCGGCCUAGACCCCGGCCUAGACCUCGAGCACGGAAUCUCAGGAUUCGUAUCGUCGCUGCUCAGCGGCGCGGUGGACGACGACUCGACGCGCGGGGUCUGGCGGGAGCUGGAGCGGUCGUAUCGCGUGAGAUGCGGGGUUUCGGUGCAGGAGCUGUGGAGCAGCAGCAGCAGGGAUGCGGAGGGCCAGGUGGAGUUUAUACGGUCGAUGGGCUCGCAGAUGGAGUGCUUGCAGGAGUGCGAGAAGAGCGCUAUCGGAGCCGCGGCGCGGGACGGGGAUGUUAAGGAGUGUCUGGGCGCGGCGUGGAGUUGGGGGCUGGAGAGGGAUAAUUGUCGGUUUUGGACGGGGGGGAGGGAUGAGUUUUUGCCGGUGGAGAGGUUGAAGGGCGGAGAGAGGGGGGAGUGGGAUCUGGUGUAUUUGUGAGGCGGG